CCGACCUAGGCUAUGGCCAUGGCUUCCAUCGUCUCCAAGCUCGCGCGGGCUGCCUUCGCAACCUGCGCCUCUCCCUCCGCCGCUCGCCCUGCAGCCGCAAUCCCUACCGUCGUCUCCAAGCUCGCGCGGGCUGCCUUGGCAACCCGCGCCUCUCCCUCCGCCGCUCGCCCUGCAGCCGCAAUCCCUACCAUCGUCUCCCCUGCAGGAGGCCCCAAGUCAGAAGAAGUCGGACCCAAUUCAAAAGUAGCUCCACAUGCCCUAGUCGGAAAUGAUAGAACAGAGGUCGAUCCUGAUGAGAAUGUAUUUAAGUCCAAGGAUGCCAUGUGGGCCUUGUAUGAGAAGUGGUGCAAGUUUCAUGGUGUAGUCCGUGACAGAUCUGAGAUGAAACGCCGGUUCAAGACAUUUAGUGAGUCGGCAAGGCAAGUGUAUGAGUCGGGUGGCUUGAUGUAUAUGAGCCAAUUUUCAGAUAUGACCAUGGAGGAGAUAACUCUACUGCAUUGUAGGCCGCGUUUGUCAGGGUAUAUUCGACGUAAACGUUAUCUCGAUCAACGUAAACAUGGACUUCGGAGGUAUGCUCGUCAUGCGGGGAACGCACCUAUUGGCGCAGGCCUCCCAGGGUACAAGUCAACUUAGUUAUUUUAGGUAAUGAAGAGUUUGGAUUUGGAGAUGGAAAGGUUUUGUCCCGAGACAUUGGUACUUCUAAAUAUUAGGGAUCUUUGGUAGUUGAGAUGUGGCAUCUCCUUUUGGCUGUGACCUUCUGGAUGAUACAUUUGAACUAGCAUUUAUGUUUUAA
Messenger RNA from Brachypodium distachyon (stiff brome), 793 nucleotides. RefSeq lists its product as uncharacterized. Lineage: Eukaryota; Viridiplantae; Streptophyta; Magnoliopsida; Poales; Poaceae. The coding region runs from base 13 to 633 and encodes 206 amino acids. The record is from RefSeq and is a predicted model, not a curated record. The transcript has 2 exons.